UGUUAAAUCCCUUUUGAAAAACACUUGUUUGUAUAAGAAUUUGUCAUUAAUAAUUAAAUAAUCAAUUUCAUAAAUAAAUGAGAGAGAGAACAACAGAUAAAGUGACUAUCUUUACAGCCCAAUAAAAUUACUAGCACAAAAAAUGUUACAAUUUAGAAACAAGCACCAGUCUUAAAAUUUUAAGGAGUCUUUAGUCUAGAACUUCUGUUGGAAAUGUUUGCUAAGAAAAUUUAACAAAUUUAAAUAAAGUUGUAGACAGAAAAGUAGUGGAAGUCUAUCUUAAAGAGAAAUAAAGUGGAGGGAAAAUGGGUUUAUGGAAUUUUUUGUAAAAGUUUAUACAAAUUAGGAUGUCUCAAUUUUCAAAUACAGUUUAGAUGGAGUAGGAAUAACUUUAACAUGAUUCAAGUGAAGACUGGGUACCAGACGAUAAUGGAGGAGAAGAGGAUGAUUCUAAUUUAUGAC
Molecule: messenger RNA, 462 nt
Organism: Paramecium octaurelia
Lineage: Eukaryota; Ciliophora; Oligohymenophorea; Peniculida; Parameciidae
Source: the annotation of a GenBank genome assembly